AUGACCAAGCUCUCCACCACUCCUCCGCCGCCGCCGAUCGUCAUCAGGGAAGUCUGGGCCUCCAACCUGGAAUCCGAAUUCGACCUCAUCCGCGCCGCAAUCGACGAGUUCCCCUUCAUCUCCAUGGACACCGAGUUCCCGGGCGUCGUCUUCAAGCCGUUCAACAACAACCACUACUCCUCCUACCGCCACCAAAACCCCUCCGACCACUACAAGCUCCUCAAAUCCAACGUCGACGCCCUCAAUCUCAUCCAGGUCGGCCUCACCCUCUCCGACUCCGACGGCAACCUGCCGGAUCUGGGAACCGGAGCGGCGCAGAGGUUCAUCUGGGAGUUCAAUUUCAGGGACUUCGACGUGGACCGUGACUCCCACGCGCCGGACUCCAUCGAGCUGCUGAGGCGGCAGGGGAUCGAUUUCGCGAGGAACAGAGUUGAAGGGGUCGACUCGGGUCGGUUCGCUGAGUUGAUGAUGUCGUCCGGUUUGGUUUGUAAUGAGUCGGUGAGCUGGGUGACGUUCCACAGCGCGUACGAUUUCGGGUACCUGGUCAAGAUCCUGACCCGGAGGUCGCUGCCGGGCGGGCUGGAGGAGUUCUUGGGCCUGUUGCGGGUUUUUUUCGGGGGCCGGGUUUAUGACGUGAAGCAUAUGAUGAGGUUCUGUGAUAGCUUGUAUGGUGGGCUGGACCGGGUGGCCCGGAUGCUGGAUGUGGGCCGGGCCGUGGGGAAGUGUCAUCAGGCUGGGUCGGAUAGCUUGCUGACCUGGCACGCGUUUCAGAAGAUGAGGGAUGUUUUCUUUGUUAAGGAUGGGCCGGAAAAGCAUGCGGGGGUCUUGUAUGGGCUAGAGGCCUUUUGA
Linum tenue is the source of this 849-nucleotide messenger RNA. NCBI's taxonomy places the organism in Eukaryota, Viridiplantae, Streptophyta, Magnoliopsida, Malpighiales, Linaceae. The record is from the annotation of a GenBank genome assembly.